AUGGCCCCCUGCGCCACAGCCCUGGCCCUGUGCAUGGCACUGCUCCUCGCCCCGCGGACAGACGGUGACAGGCUGGCAGGACCCACAAGAGUGCGCUUUGCUGCGGAGAUAGCGCAUCACCUGGUGCAGUGGGAACAGCAACACAGCCACACCGGUGAUGUCCGCUACGAAGUGGAGUACAAAAUCUACGGCAUGAAUUUCUCCUGGACAGCCAUCCCACACUGCAGGAAGAUCUCGGGGUACUCCUGCGACCUCACGUACUACACCCUGAAUCCUGCCCUCCGCUACUACGCCCGGGUCAGGGCCGUGUCCGGAAACCACACGUCCCCAUGGCAAAGGACCAACUCUUUCUCCCCACGAGAAGCCCGCCUGCGCCUGUCAGGCCAGAGCCUCUCCGUGACGGGCAACACCAUCCACGUGCAGCUGCAGCUGCUCCUCAGGGCAGGGAACCUCACCGUGAAAUACGACGACAUACACAAGUACACGAAGCAAUACUGGGUGUACAUCAGGAGGACACAGGACAAUCGGACGUACGAAAAGGUAGAGAACACCCCGGAGUUCAGCAUCAGCAACCUCUUCUGGGACACGGAGUACUGCAUCAGCGUGGAGCCCAACGUGGCCAGCUGGCACACCCACGCCACGCGCACCGCCGAGCAGUGCGUCACCAUCGGCAAGAGAGACA
Pelecanus crispus (Dalmatian pelican) is the source of this 682-nucleotide messenger RNA. The record is from RefSeq and is a predicted model, not a curated record. Lineage: Eukaryota; Metazoa; Chordata; Aves; Pelecaniformes; Pelecanidae.